Messenger RNA from Tribolium castaneum (red flour beetle), 3162 nucleotides. It is a transcript of the gene Vps50, whose product is annotated as Vacuolar protein sorting 50. The transcript has 11 exons. NCBI's taxonomy places the organism in Eukaryota, Metazoa, Arthropoda, Insecta, Coleoptera, Tenebrionidae. Gene Ontology annotation, cellular component: EARP complex. The record is from RefSeq and is a predicted model, not a curated record. Gene Ontology annotation, molecular function: SNARE binding. Gene Ontology annotation, biological process: endocytic recycling; retrograde transport, endosome to Golgi. The coding region runs from base 176 to 2968 and encodes 930 amino acids.
AAUUUUGUCGCAAAAUUUGCCGGAAUUAACGCAUUGCACAGGUUCCUGCUCGUUGUUCAGUGUCAAUUCAACAGAUGGCCUGUCGCUUGUCAAAAUGACAAGUCAGUAGUAUGUGUAAAUAAAUAAAUAAAUAAUUAAUAUUUCGUUCGUCACAAUAACGGUUAAUAGUGUUAGGAUGGACGACUUGAAGCACAAAAUUCUGGGCCUGAUCAACAAACAGGGGCCUAAAAUCCCGUCGAUGGGGUUCUCCGACGCCAAUUAUCACUUCCCCCAAGUGGAGAAUCUAUCAAUUAAUAGUAAGACAGUUGCUGAGACAAAUAGGCCCUCAGACCAGGAGAUUUUGGAAAGUAUUGAAGCGGCCUAUUUUUCCAUCCGGGACGACUUUGACAUUUGCCGAUUUGAACUGGGGAAGUUGCCCCAAACGCUCGACUGUGACCAGAUCCAGCGCGACUUCAAAACCCUCAAACAGCAACACCAAGUGGUCUCGAAGAAAGUCCUCCAAUUAAUAUUGGAGCACCAAAGUGGCUGUAACACCGAGUUCGAUAAAGUCUUAGAGAUUUUGGAGCAAGUUAAGGACACACUUCAGGAGUGUAAAACUAGUCGGAGACACUUAAAAGUGGCCGCGGAUCAGUUCCGCGCCUCCCUUGAGCUCCUCGCCAACUACCGUAAACGCAAAAUUGCGCAAAACCUGCUAAACAACCUCAAAAUGAUCAAAUAUCUCCGGUGUUAUGACCAACGAUUGCAAGGGCUUUUACGCGAUGAGGACUACGCGGGGGCGAUCAUUGAACUCAAAAAGUGCCACAAAAUCGCCACCAAGUAUCGACAUUUCAGCUGCGUGGCCGCCCUAACUUAUAAAUUGCAAGAAACUUUGGAGAGUACGGAUGGGCAACUUGACCGGGUUUUGGCACAGACGUGUUAUCAUUUUGAUGGUGAGCGCUAUCAGAAAUUACUGCUUGCUUAUCAUUUAUUGGAUAAGUCUGAAAUUUCAAUGAUUGAUAAUUUGCACGUCCAUUAUAUCACUGCGAUUUACAAUACGUCGUUAAAUGUGGUGCAUUCGUACGUAACGUCGGCCGAAAGUAUCGAAAGUUCGGAGACGAGUGGGAAAAAUCCGUACAAAACGCUUUGUCAAAGUGUUGGGAGCGACGUUUUUAUUCCAUGUCUGGUGAGUUUGUGCAAAGUCUUGUUCAAGAUCGUGCUAAGUUACCACCAAUUGAUCAAUUGGCAUAACAAUCAAGAGCAAGAGACAAAUUUAAAUAAGGAAAAACUGGACCACAAUUUGACUAAAAUCUGGGAUGACGUGCAACGUAAAGUCUCAGGGCUUCUCCUCAACGCUGAUUUGGCCUCUUAUAAGUUCGACCAGUUCGUCCAAGUUUUGGGUGUUGUGCACCGCUUGAUCCAAGUUGGCGAGGAAUUUUGUCUGAGCAAAUCGGACGAUUUGCAAGAAUCAAUUCGUAAACAAAGCGUCAACUAUUUCAAAAAUUACCACAUCCAGCGUUUGGAGGAAUUAAAAAUCUUUCUCGAGAAUGAAAUGUGGGAGAUUUGUCCCGUUAAGCCCACCUUUACUCUCCUCCAAUUGCAAGAGUUUAAGUCUUUAAGGGGGGUUCUUAGGAAUUUUAAGUUGCGUCCGCCGGCCACAGGUGGCGCUUAUUCGACGGCUUCGACUGAUUGUUGUUCGUCGAACCAUUCGCAAGAUGGAAGUAGUAUUGUUGGGAAUUAUUUUGUGAGAUAUGCAGAAAGUGGCACUCCGUUUGAUUCAGGACUUGAUGAAACUGUAAUCGAGGAGGAUAUUCUUGCAGGGGAAAAUGACGGGUCUGGUUAUUUUUCGGAAGAAAGUGAUGAAGAACCAGAAGAGUUGAGGAGGGAUUUUGUUGAUGAGGAAAAUGCAAGUCCCAAGAAACGGGAAAAACAGAUCAAUUGUUUGGUUUUGACCAAUACAACGUUGUCGGUUUUGAGACAAAUGGGGAAGUAUUUGCAAAUGUCGAGGUUGUUGAAACCGAUAGCGUUUCAGAUUAUCAGUUGCAUGAACCAGUUGUUUGAUUUUUAUCUCUAUUCGGUUCAUGCCUUCUUCGCUGCUGAUUUGACCGUCGCUAGCAACUCUCUCUACACGCCCGAACUCACCCAAACGUUGAAAAAAAUCUCCGACAAUCUAGUCACCGAAUUCGAGGAACCGCCCACUGACGAAACCCCGCCCAAAAUCCUAAAACCCGCCCUCUCACCAAUGGUGGACCUCACCAAACCUGAACACUUGCACGGAUUGGCUGAACGUAUCGUGGGCGUGGAAAGUGUCAUCUUUCUCGCCAAACAAUAUGAAUAUUUACAGGAAUUCCUCGAGUAUUUAAUCCCGCCCACGAAUAAAAUAAUGUUGCAACAGUUUUUCACACAGAACAUUUCGAGCGCUAAGGACCUACGAAAGCCCGUUUACAUGUCCGUGGGGGCGCAGGCGUUCGAUUUGCGUCAAAUUUUGGUCUCAAUGGCGAAAAUUAACUGGGAGGUGAAGGAAGUCAUGUCGCAACACAACACCUACAUUGACCGAAUCCUCCGAGAGGUGCAGAUUUUCACAUUGCGGUUGGAGGAAGUCGCUCACAAAGUCCCCGUUUCUGUUGAAGUUUCCACGUCGUUGUGGGAAAGUAUCGCCCAUAUAAUCACCCACACGUUGGUUCAAGGGUUCAGCGAGGCGAAAAAGUGUUCAAACGGGGGGCGGGCUCUAAUGCAACUUGAUUUUAUCCAAUUUUUGUCCAAGUUUGAAAAAAUGGCUGGUUUAAGGCCCGUUCCUCAUCGCGAAUAUGUGGAAAACUAUAUAAAGGCGUUUUAUUUGCCCGAAUCUGAGUUGGAAAAGUGGAUUAAGGAACAUGGGGAAUAUUCGGCUAAACAUUUGUUCGGGUUGGUUUCCUGUGCGUGUCAGAGUAAUAAGAAGACGAAACAGAGGCUUCUGCAAGUGAUUGAUGAGGGGGACAGGGGGGAUAGGUAGCCUUUGCUUGAUUGUGAUAUUUGAUAGGGCACAAAGUGACAUAAAGUUUCAAUUAUUUUAUUUAGUUUUUUACAUGAGCAGGCACUAUUUAUGUUAACAUUUUAGGUUUAAUUAAUAAUUAUACACAAAAAUGAAUUUUUUAAUUACAUUGAAUUUUGUAAUUCAAAAAUCAAUAAAAUUUAUUAAAAACCAAA